UUUGUGCCUAUUACAUGACAUGCGCCUGCCACAAUUUGUGACCACAAACAUUUAACCACACUAACGGAAAGGUUACCAUUUCAUCUGCUAUACAUGGAAAGAUAUCUGUCUGUUUCUUUCACAUCUAUUUACACAAUGACUCCAUUUUGAGUCUAUGGACUGUUUCAAAACUUUACUGUAGUUCUAAGUUCUGCGAAAGAGAGAAAGUUUGCAUCACGGUGAUGGAGUUUAACUGCAGUUCGACGCACAAGAAUGACACCAACUUUAUUAUUCUGAACCGUGUGGCCUACACACUUGUGUUCAUUUUAGGCCUUGUCCUGAAUUCCUCAGCCUUGUGGUGUUUCAAACGCACCCCCCAGUGGACGGACACUCACAUCUACAUGCUCAACCUGCUGCUCGCAGACUUCUUACUGACCCUUUUUCUGCCUUUCCGCAUAGUCGAGACAUUCUGCCCCAUGACUCUGACUAAUUUCUGUUCAUUCCUGAUAUGUGUGCAUUACACCAACAUGUACGCUAGCAUCUUUACCAUCACAACCAUCAGCGUCCAUCGUUACGUAGUCGUCAGGUCCCCAAUUCGGAACAAAUCCUGUGGAACCUCAGAGGUCAAGAGAAAGAAGAUAGCAGUUCUGACGUGUGUUUUCAACUGGCUCAUAGUCAUAAUUCUCUGCAUAACUUUCAGUCCAAAUAUGAAGCCAGAAAAGCUAAAAACAUGCUAUGACCGCAAAGAUAAUGAGAAGAUGAGCAUUAAAUUCCUGUUGGUUUUGGAGAUUCUUGGGUAUCUUCUACCAAUGAUCAUCAUCAUGACUUGUUCGAUACAAGCUAUCAGGGCCGUGCUAAAGUCAUUAAAAGACAUCCGGCAGCACGCACAGGAGGAAAUUAUUGACAAAAGGAAAAACGUCAUCGCCAUAAUCACAGCCAACAUGAUUGUUUUUAUUGUGUGUUUUACCCCGAUCCAUGCUGGUUACUUGCUGAGGUACAUUUUAGAUGAAGGCACCAUUCGUAAUUUUUAUCAUGUGUCCGAGUGGUUAGCAACAACGAAUUGCUGUCUGGAUUCUAUCGGAUAUUACUUUUUGUUGAAAAAAGUUUGCAGAGACAAUUGACAGCAUUUGAAGAAGGGGGCAUGGGCUCUCUGUGACCUUCAAUGGACAAACAAUGGCAAAUAAUAAUAUAACACCUUUCUAAUACUGUCACUAAAAUAAAAUAAUAAUAAAAAACUAGACCAGUAGGAAAAGAUUAAUGGAAAGAAGAAAGAGAAAUCUUUUUGUCAGAAAAUGUAAAUUUUAAACCGAUUCUUUGAAAUGUGAGAUGCAGAUCUCACAUUUUCUGGCAAGUUGUGGGAGGUUGCCAUUGUAAAAAGAUUGAAAAUCUAGUGUUUUCUUCCUUCUUUUUUAUUUCUUUUUUUAAAUAAAGCACAUUGGAUAGAUAAGAGUUUGUUUUAUCUCUAUAUCAUAUAGAGUACAUUUCAUAUCUGACUGUAAAUUAUUUGUUGUGCUUAUGUGAGAUAUGUGUUCUGCCCUAAAGCAUUAUGUACAUGUGAACAGCUUACAUGUCAGCAGACAUGAAAAUGAAUUAUUCAUGUGAGAAAAAUCACAUCUGAAAAAAGAAACAACAUGCACUUAUUAAGAAGGCAUGACCUCCAUCUUGUGUAAAAAUAAAAACACGUGAAAUGUGUACCACAUUUGAAACGUCAAAUUUCCAUGGAACCAUAUGAUUAUUAACUGUAUAUUAAAAUAUUCUCUAAGGUGGAGAAUUAAAAAGGGGAAGAAACCAUUGCUUUUGUUUCUUUAAAUUGGGGCAUGUUAUUAAAUGGGGGAAUGUAGCAGCCCAGCCAAUUAAACCUUCAUGCACAGAU
Tachysurus fulvidraco (yellow catfish) is the source of this 1852-nucleotide messenger RNA. RefSeq names its product G-protein coupled receptor 35 b (gene gpr35b). Gene Ontology annotation, molecular function: G protein-coupled receptor activity. The record is from RefSeq and is a predicted model, not a curated record. Gene Ontology annotation, cellular component: membrane. The transcript has 2 exons. Lineage: Eukaryota; Metazoa; Chordata; Actinopteri; Siluriformes; Bagridae. Gene Ontology annotation, biological process: phospholipase C-activating G protein-coupled receptor signaling pathway; positive regulation of Rho protein signal transduction. Bases 222 to 1100 code for a protein of 292 amino acids.